CCAAAAUAUACGAGCGAAAUAUUGUUUUUUUUCCCGUUGCCGCGGCGCCGCGCGUACUGUUCUUCCGUCGUGUCGUCGGUGGAGACAGUGGAAGCCGAACUGUAAAGCUUUCAGUGGGUUGGGCGAAUCCCCACUCCUCCCUCCCUCGCUCCCUCCCCACAGAAAUCAACCAAAACCCAACUGAAAAACCCCCAAACAAUCCACCUCUGCCUCACACACUUCGCAGCAGCAGCAGCCAGCAGCGGCAGCGGCAUCGGUGGCCGCGGAAGCUGGCGCCCGCGGAGUACGCCUGGAUCCAGCCGACCGCGUAAGCCAUGGCUGUGAAGGUGAGUUCUGCAGACAAUAGGACAAGAAGCACCGUGUCGCUAUGCAUAGUGAUUGGCAUGUGCUGCUUCUUCUACAUCCUAGGGGCAUGGCAGAAGAGUGGAUUUGGGAAAGGGGACAGCAUUGCCCUGGAGAUCACGAAGCGGACGGACUGCACCAUCUUGCCAAACCUUAGUUUCGACACACACCACUCCAAGAAGGCCAGCUCUGGUGAUCUUGUUUCGCCGGUGAAGAAGUUUAAGCCGUGCGCAGAUCGCUACACGGAUUAUACCCCUUGCCAAGAUCAGAAUAGAGCGAUGAAAUUUCCUCGGGAGAAUAUGAAUUACAGGGAGCGGCAUUGCCCACCGCAGAAAGAAAAACUGCGCUGCCUGAUACCGCCACCUAAGGGGUAUGUAGCUCCAUUCCCAUGGCCGAAAAGUCGGGACUAUGUUCCUUUCGCAAAUUGUCCCUAUAAGAGCUUGACAGUUGAGAAAGCGAUCCAGAACUGGGUGCAGUAUGAAGGCAAUGUCUUCAGAUUCCCUGGUGGAGGAACACAAUUCCCUCAAGGAGCUGAUAAGUACAUUGAUCAACUUGCAUCAGUUAUUCCAAUAGCCAACGGAACUGUCAGGACUGCAUUGGACACUGGCUGUGGGGUGGCUAGCUGGGGAGCUUACUUAUUAAAGAGAAAUGUCUUGGCAAUGUCAUUUGCACCAAGAGAUUCACAUGAGGCUCAAGUACAGUUUGCUCUAGAGAGGGGUGUCCCAGCUGUUAUCGGUGUUCUUGGGACAGUAAAACUCCCUUACCCAUCAAGAGCCUUUGACAUGGCCCAUUGUUCCAGGUGUUUGAUUCCAUGGGGAUCAAAUGGUGGAAUAUACAUGAUGGAAGUUGAUAGGGUUCUAAGACCUGGUGGAUAUUGGGUGCUGUCAGGGCCUCCAAUUAAUUGGAAAGUGAAUUACAAGGGUUGGCAGCGUACAAAGAAAGAUCUCGAGGCGGAGCAGAAUAAAAUAGAAGAGAUUGCUGACCUUCUUUGUUGGGAAAAAGUCUCAGAGAAGGGUGAGAUGGCAAUAUGGAGGAAAAGAUUAAACACUGAGUCCUGCCCCUCUAGGCAAGAUGAAUCCAGUGUGCAGAUGUGUGACUCAACAAACACAGAUGAUAUCUGGUACAAGAAGAUGAAGCCUUGUGUGACACCUAUUCCUGAUGUAAAUGAUCCAAGUGAAGUUGCUGGAGGAGCAAUCAAGCCCUUCCCAAGCAGACUCAAUGCGGUUCCUCCAAGGAUUGCUAAUGGCCUGAUUCCAGGUGUUUCAUCUCGGGCCUACCAGAAAGACAACAAAAUGUGGAAGAAGCAUGUCAAGGCUUAUAGCAGUGUGAACAAGUAUCUACUUACUGGAAGAUACAGAAACAUUAUGGACAUGAAUGCAGGUUUUGGGGGAUUUGCUGCCGCUAUCGAGUCCCAAAGAUCUUGGGUGAUGAAUGUCGUGCCCACAAUUUCAAAGAUAUCAACUCUAGGUGCUAUUUAUGAGCGAGGAUUGAUUGGCAUAUACCAUGACUGGUGUGAAGCUUUCUCUACUUACCCAAGGACAUAUGAUCUUAUCCACGCUAGCGGCCUUUUCACCAUGUACAAAACCAAGUGCAGCAUGGAGGACAUCCUACUGGAGAUGGAUCGCAUCUUGAGGCCAGAAGGCGCCGUCAUAAUGAGGGACGACGUCGACGUCCUGACGAAGGUGAACGGGCUCGCUCUGGGCAUGAAAUGGAGCACGAGGAUGGUCGAUCACGAGGAUGGCCCCAUGGUGCGUGAGAAGGUGCUGUAUGCCGUGAAGCAGUAUUGGGCAGGUGGGAACCAGACUGCCGCAGCAGCAGCAUGAAGCAGGCGAAUUCUAACACAACCGGAGCUGGUGCAAAAUCCAAUCCUGAAACUGAAACUGACUUCCAAAGUCAUCUUCUAGUGAGGCAAAGGAGAUCUUGUCGGAGUGGGCGAUGAAGCAACCGGGGGUUUUGCUUUCUGGCUUGCUUGCUCUGGUGAUCGGCGGACGUAUAUUGUUGUAACAAUUUUGUAAUUUCUUUUGUCACUCUCAAGUGUGAACUGGUUACGCUGCUUAAUUCAAGGUUGCUGCUUGUCAGUUAGUUUCUUGAUGGUGCAACUUCUGUUGUAAUUAGUUACCCUUCUUAGGACAUGUUCUAUUGGGCUGAACUGGUAGCUGAAUGAUUAACCAUUCUAAAGUUUAAAAGAUGGAUU
This is a messenger RNA of Oryza brachyantha (malo sina), 2536 nucleotides long. Its product is annotated as probable methyltransferase PMT2. Gene Ontology annotation, molecular function: methyltransferase activity. The transcript has 7 exons. The record is from RefSeq and is a predicted model, not a curated record. Bases 315 to 2165 code for a protein of 616 amino acids. Gene Ontology annotation, cellular component: cytoplasm; endosome; trans-Golgi network. NCBI's taxonomy places the organism in Eukaryota, Viridiplantae, Streptophyta, Magnoliopsida, Poales, Poaceae.